This is a messenger RNA of Mercurialis annua (annual mercury), 1636 nucleotides long. Its product is annotated as tRNA (guanine(26)-N(2))-dimethyltransferase. The coding region runs from base 71 to 1345 and encodes 424 amino acids. The record is from RefSeq and is a predicted model, not a curated record. The transcript has 6 exons. Gene Ontology annotation, biological process: tRNA N2-guanine methylation. Gene Ontology annotation, molecular function: RNA binding. NCBI's taxonomy places the organism in Eukaryota, Viridiplantae, Streptophyta, Magnoliopsida, Malpighiales, Euphorbiaceae. Gene Ontology annotation, cellular component: nucleus.
CACAUAGUCAAAAUAACUGAACCAUCAAAAACCCUUCCCCUAAUGUCUAAUCCUUUUAACUUUUCCCGCCAUGUUAGCUCUAUCCCUGUCCUCAUUCCUCUAUAAACCACUCCAAAACCCUAAUCAAAACCAGAAAGUUCCAAUCUUUAAACCUCAAUUCAGUAAUUUUCACUGUAAUUCUGAGCUUCAAACAGAAAGGGGCAUUGAAUUUGAGACUGGGGAGUCGUUUUUUCGCCAUGAAAGUGCUAAAGGUAGAGACUUGGGAGUGUUGGCAGGGGCCAUUUAUAAGAAAUCAAAGGGAACAUUAAGGGUUAUUGAUGCAAUGUGUGGGUGUGGAAUUAGGUCUUGUAGGUACCUAAUUGAAGCAGAAGCUGAUUUUGUAUUGGCAAAUGAUGCAAAUGAUGAGUAUAGAGGUGUUAUUGUUGGGAAUUUGAAGCAAGUUGAAAGGGGUUUUGGUGAUGAGAGGAGAUGGGUUGUCACGCAUUCCGAUGCGAAUAGAGUGUUGUCGGAGUGUUACUUGCAAAGAGAUUUCUUUGAUUUAAUUGAUGUUGAUUCAUUUGGGAGUGAUAAUUUGUUUUUAAGGAAUGCAAUGAGUUCUUUGAAAUUGGAUGGUUUGCUCUAUCUUACUUCCACUGAUGGCUACUCUUCUGGUGGUCAUAGGCCUAAUUGUUCUUUAGCUGCAUAUGGAGCAUAUAUACGUCCUAUGCCUUGUGCAAAUGAGGUUGGUUUGCGAAUGCUUAUAGGUGGGGCUGUAAGGGAAGCAUCAUUGCUUGGUUAUCAUGUAACACCACUCUUUUCAUAUUACUCAUAUCAUGGACCAGUUUUCAGAGUAAUGCUUCGAGUAAACCAAGGGAAGGAACAUGAGAACAGGCAUUAUGGUUUCAUUAGCUACUGCAAGCAAUGUGGGAACACUCGAGCAUUUUCUUGGCAAGAGCUUGGUCGUAUUACUUGCUCUUUUUGCAGCAACGAGGAUUACAAUCCUCUUACUGUCUCAGGACCCCUAUGGACUGGUCCUCUUCAUGAUGCUACCUUCAUCACAGAAAUGUUAAUUUUAGCUGAGCAAUGGGGAUGGAUAGGAGAAGAUGGCGUCGGAUCCGAUCUGGAUAAGCUCUUGAAACAGAUGUUAGAUGAGAGCGACCCUAGAUUACCAUUUGGAUACAUCAAACUGGAUCAGAUGGCAAGCCGAGCAAAAAUCAAUUCGCCUUCAAUAAAGACAUUGAUGAGCACUCUUCUCAAGGAGGGUUAUGUCGCUAGUCGAUCGCACAUUGCCUCAAAUGCAAUCAAGACAGAUUGUCCAAUGCCAGUGCUUGUCAGGCUCGCCACAGAACUACAGGGUGCUAAAUAAUUUUUGAUGCAGAAUGGUAUUAGAUCAGCACAGGCAUACAGGCAAUAUGAGCUGAAAAGUGGUGUUCAUGAGACAGAAAGGAAAAAAUUGAUGUAAGCUAAAUUUUUGUGCAAUCAUGAUCAACAUCUGUAAUGAAGAAGAAAAAGGCCUCUUGAUAUAGUUUUAGGAUUAGUUAAUCAAAAGAAUGAAUACUUAUUUGUUUGAACCAAGAUAAUGAAUGAAUAUGUACAUUAUUUUGUAAAAUGAUUUUUAGGACUGUAUAAUGGAGAAAAACAAACAAUUAAUCAUUUA